Molecule: messenger RNA, 1506 nt
Organism: Colletotrichum fioriniae
Lineage: Eukaryota; Fungi; Ascomycota; Sordariomycetes; Glomerellales; Glomerellaceae
Source: RefSeq, a predicted model, not a curated record
AUGUCCGGCGGCGAGGAUGCCGCUUCCUGGGCCUCGAUACCGACUGAAUUCCUCCUCGCGGAACUAUCCAAGCGACAUGGACCUCCGGUCACGAAUGCCGAAGCUGCUGCGGCAGAGGCGACGAAGCCACAAUGCGGUUCAUCAAGAAAGGAGUCCUACGAUACCGCGCUGCACAUUGGCGCGCUGAUCUUGAUAUUGGCGCUGAGUACAAUCUGUAAGCGACACCUUUCUAGUUUCUACUGCACGACGAUACCUAGCGAGGCCAUGAUAUCCUACGAUGGAACUUGGAAGGAGCUUCUACCCAAGUUCUUAGUACAACAUCAUGUUGAGAAGCCCAAGCUAAUGAUGAUAGCAUGCGGAAUCCCGUUACUCCCCAGGAGAACCUCCAAAGGCCGACCGCAGAGCAUAAUCCUAUUCUACUGCCAGCACUUCGGCACCGGCGUCCUCCUCGCAACGUCCUUCGUCCACCUUCUCCCAACCGCCUUCACCUCACUCACCGACCCAUGCCUCCCAUUCGUCUUCAAUAAGGGUUACCCCCAGAUGGCAGGCUUGAUCGCCAUGGUAGCAGCACUCUCCGUCGUCGCCCUCGAGUCCUACCUAGCCACCCGCGGAGCCGGUCACUCCCACUCCCAUUCACACGAGUACGAGUACUGGGAUGACGAAGAGGGCAGCGGGCAUUCCCCAGCAAACGCGCAUGCCGCAGGAAGCUUGGCGUCGCACAGACACGGCUCUCACCGGCCGGAAGACAUCAACCUCGACAACAUGGAUUCGACUCAGGGGUUAAUGGCCGGCGCAUCGCCAUUGCCGAGCUCGACGCCGACGCGUGCGAAAGCGAACGAUAGCCUCGCCAACGGUCGAGACAGCUUCGACGACGACGAUGAAUCGGACAUUGACCUCGACGUCAAUGAGCUGGACCCAACCCCCGCCGACGAGCCCAGACGCCGAAGCUCACCUGGCAUCCGCCCAAAGAUUACAGUUACUCCCGGCGCACCCCAGAUCGUUACGGAAGAGGAGCAGAGUAAGCUCCUCCGCCAGUGUCUACUACUAGAAGGAGGCAUUCUCUUCCACAGCGUCUUCAUCGGCAUGGCCAUCUCGGUCGCAACAGGUCCGACCUUUAUCGUCUUCCUCAUCGCCAUCAGCUUCCACCAGACAUUCGAGGGCCUCGCUCUCGGCAGCCGAAUCGCUGCCAUCCAACUGCCCCGUUCCUCGGCGCGGCCAUGGCUCAUGGUUCUUGCGUUCGGAGGCACGACGCCACUCGGUCAGCUCAUUGGUCUCAUCGUGCAUAACUUGUACGAUCCCAUGAGCCAGACUGGGCUGUUGAUGGUUGGAUUCAUGAACGCCAUCUCGGCUGGGCUGCUCCUCUUUGCUGGACUGGUUCAGCUACUAGCCGAAGACUUUCUCUCAGAGAAGAGCUACAAGAUUCUGCAGGGACGUAAACGGCUGAAUGCCUAUAUGGCUGUGAUUGGCGGAGCAUCACUCAUGGCCAUUGUUGGAGCGUUUGCCUAG